This is a messenger RNA of Macaca mulatta (Rhesus monkey), 1427 nucleotides long. RefSeq names its product DNL-type zinc finger (gene DNLZ). Gene Ontology annotation, cellular component: mitochondrion. Gene Ontology annotation, biological process: protein stabilization; protein import into mitochondrial matrix; protein folding. The record is from RefSeq and is a predicted model, not a curated record. Lineage: Eukaryota; Metazoa; Chordata; Mammalia; Primates; Cercopithecidae. Gene Ontology annotation, molecular function: zinc ion binding; protein-folding chaperone binding.
GCGGCAGCGCAGGCCCCGUCCAGGGCACACCCACCGGCCCGGCCUCCCGCCACCUGGGGGUGCCGACGCCCUGGGGCGCAGACUUCCCCCGAGCCGUCGCUGGCUUAGCCUGGAAGGAGGAAUCUGGUGCCCUGAAAGGCUGAGCCGGGCAGGCUGGCGUUGGGGGCUGUUUGUUAAGCGGCACUCAGCUUGAGGAGGCCAUGCGGGUGCUCGCCACCCCCAUGCACACGCCAUCUGUGUAACGUCAGGGUCUGUUCUAUUUCACCAUGUAACACACAAUACAUGCAUUCAUUGUAGAAGUGUGAGAAAACACGGCAGCUUAAAUAAAUAAACAGCACGGGUGACCCGCAUUCCCGCUCGGACACUCGCGCGCAGCCCCGCGGCCGUCCCUCCUCGCUGCGGGGCCUCGGUGUCCUCCGGCAGCGAGCUGCACGUGGACGCAGGGCCCCAUCAGGCCGCCAGGGGGCGGCAGAGUGCAGCGCGACCCCAACCCGGAGGACGGAAGCCCAGGAAGGCCGCUUCCGCCUGGUGCCCACUUCCAAGAUGGCGGCGGGGCGGGGCCAGGGCGGGGCUGACGGAGCUGGCGAGCGGGAUGCUGCGGGCGGUGCUGGGCGGCGCGCCGAGGCUGCUGAGCCGCGUGCAGCCCCGAGGGCCCUGCGUGAGGCGGCUGUGGGGCCGCGGGGCCCGUCCAGAGGUCGCGGGGAGGCGGCGCGCCUGGGCCUGGGGCUGGCGGCGCUCAAGCUCCGAGCCGGGGCCGGGGCCCGCGGCGGCUCUGGGGCGCGUGGAGGCUGCGCACUACCAGCUCGUCUACACCUGCAAGGUCUGCGGGACUAGGUCCUCCAAGCGCAUCUCCAAGCUGGCCUAUCACCAAGGCGUGGUCAUUGUGACCUGCCCCGGCUGCCAGAACCACCACAUCAUCGCGGACAACCUGGGUUGGUUCUCGGACCUGAAUGGGAAGAGAAAUAUCGAAGAGAUCCUGGCGGCCAGAGGCGAGCAGGUGCACCGUGUGGUGGGCGAGGGGGCCCUGGAGUUUGUUCUAGAGGCUGCAGGGACCCCCACAUCUACUGCUGCUCCAGAAGCAGGGGCUGGCAGCGUGAGGAGGUAGCGGUGCAGGAGUCAGUGGUGACAGCAGGCAGCCACUUCACCCCUCUGUGCCCCGGCUCCCCUGUGGUUAAAUGCAGUGGGAACUCCAUCUUUCUGAGGUCUCAGAGGGCCCAGACCGUGGGUAUCUGUGGACACUCUGCACGCACGGUGCAGCCUCUUACCUGGGUCACCCCCGGGACUAAGGUCAUACGGACCACACUCACUUGGCCGACUUUAUUUUUCAGGAAAAAACAGAAAAACAAAUGUACCUCUUGGGUUGGAAAGGACCCACUGACAACAUGGCACACACAUGUGAGCAAUAAAUACGCACAUACAUUCAAGUA